AUGGCGUCUCUUUUGCCCGACGAGAUCAUCUAUAAACAUUCGGAUUUCUCAGUCAGGACUUACGAAACAGCCCUUAUGUUCAUCGAUGUUUCAGGGUUUACCGAUAUUUGCGAGGCUUACACAAAAGCAGGACGCGGCGGUCCCUCAAGAUUGACUCAGGUCCUUAAUACUUACAUUGGUGCUAUGGUCCAAGAGAUCCUAACUCACAACGGCGACAUACUGAAAUUCUCCGGGGACGCUUUCCUCUCCAUGUGGAAGAAGACGCCCAGUGGCAACAUGCAGGACGUGGUCCACAAUGCCAUCGAUUGCGGCCUCCUCAUCCAAAAGAACUAUGGAAGAUACAUGACGGAUGUUGGUGUGCCGCUUAAAGUGAAGGUGGCUAUCGCGGCGGGCGUGUCCCACUUCUCCAUAAUCGGUGGUGGGGAAGCCUCGCUGGCCCACUACGUAAUCGUGGGACAGCCGGUGUGGGACGUGAAGACUGCCGAGUACAUGAGCAGCGCCGGCGACGUCCUCACGGCAGCCAGCGCCUGGAUGUACGUCAACGAGACGGAGUAUUACACCCAGCCGUUUGGCGACGGCAAACAUACGAAGGUACUUGGUAUUGGAGCAACGUGGAAGAGAGUGGAGAAGUUGCAUUCAGUUGUUGGAUUAUCGAAUGUACGCCCGUCGGUGAUAGCAGCCAUUCGCGGCUCUUGGGCGCUCCCCCUCCGCCGAUUUAUGGUGACGCCGGUCCUCCGCGCGGUGGACAACGACGAACCGAUGGACUUCCUCGCCGAGGUGCGCCGGGUCCUGGUGGUCUUCAUCAACAUCAUUACGAGGCCAGUCAGAGGAGACGUCCUCAUAAGCGUCGUCGACGCCGCUUACAAGCGAGUCUGCAGCGUAACAACGAAGGCUGGCGGUCUAGUGAAUAAGGUGUCUAUGUUUGAUAAGGAUAUGAUGUUUUUGGUUGUGUUCGGUUUGCGUGGUCUAAAGCACGAGGAUGAGGCCAGAAAGGCGCUCCAGUGCGCUCUAACUCUAAAGGAAACCCUCACAGACUCGAAUAUAAUUAGCGUCAGCAUUGGCGUUACUUCCGGGUCAACCUACUGUGGGGUCGUCGGCCACUUUUUGCGCCGUGAAUACACAGUUAUUGGGUCAGCGGUUAACAAGGCCGCCAGAUUGAUGAUUGCGUACCAGGACAAAGUGACCUGCGACAAGGAGACUUUCCUGAAGAGCAAACUGGACCAUGACAAUUUUAAACUGAUGGAGGAGAAACCUCUGAAAGGUUUUAUGAAGCCUGGUCCAAUAUACGAAUACAAUACACCGAGACGAUCGGACUACCUAGGCUGCUGGAAACACCCACUGUUGGGACGUAACGAGGAGCUUCGCAAAUACAAAAUGACUUUUCACAACGCCCUGGAGCAGCAAAAUCAAAAGUUCACAAGAUAUUGCGACCACAAAUACGCGAUGGCAUUUUUGGGCCCGGAGCAAAGUGGCAAAACCAGAUUGCUUGAGGAGUGCCUAUACAUAACACCGAAGUUCGUGUUGGUCGACCGAAUUUAUUUGAAGUCUGAAGACAAGAUGCCGUUUGGGGUGGUGCGGAGAAUCGUUGCUAAAAUUUUCACGACUCAUAUGCGUCCAGCAAGGGAGAACCGUGAAAAUCGAAUUAGACUAAGUAUCGAUGUCACAUCUCUACGGGCCAUAGAGAUUUAUGCUCUUAACACGAUCUUUGACUGCCGUUUCCCUUUACCCGAGAAGUUUUCUUAUUCCGGUGAUUUUCUGGUUGAAUUUAACAUAAAGGGUCUCAUUAAGGAAGUAUUUCUCAAGAACAUACCAAGCCUACGUUUGAUCGCUAUUAUGGAGGCUCAGAACGCUGAUGACGAAUCUUGGCGUGUCAUAUUAUUACUUCUGGACACCAAGAAGAUCUUCUUCCUCAUGACUAUAAAAAACACUGAAAAUUUAUCAGCGAUGGCAAAUUCUUGUUUGGAGAGUAACAUGAUAGUGAAGCUGGAGCUGUGUGGGAUCGACCGUUGGUACCAUGCGGCGCUGGUUUGCCAGAUGCUGGACGUGCAAGCCAUACCAGCAGAUUUAGAGAAACUGAUUGAAAGCGCCAGCGACGGCAUGCCUGGGUGGAUACAAAAUUUCGUGAUAUCGCUGGUGCAGCGUGGCGGGCUAACAAUAGUGUCCGUGACCCGCAGUGAGGCCCAAGAGUGCGGUGCCGUAAUUCCAUCGUUGCCUUUGCUCCAGCGCUCGCAACGUGACAUGUCUUUCUACGACGAAUGGCUCGCAGGCCAGGUAGCUGUUGCGAAACUGUUCUCCAUCCGAGUGUUGGAGUGCGAGGGGGGAGAUUUCACUCGCGACAGCUCCUUGGUAAUGGUGCAUCCCGCGCCAAUACCUCACGACGCUAAGCCGCCAUAUUGUGCCUGCCUAGGCGUUAGGCCUCCGCCCAAUUGUCAAGACUUGCCGACUUACGCAUUCUGCGGUUACAUGAAAUUCAAACACACGCUGUUCCGAACAACCACAUACGAAUUGCUAACGGAGAAUCAAAAGCUUACUAUGCACACGAGGGCGUUAUUGUAUUUAGAGCGUUACACGAGACGUUGCCUAUCAUGCGGCAGCGGUUGCUUCAUAAAAUUCCUUGGACUAGGUUGCAAUGAUGGAUUAAUUCAGGAAAGUGAAGAAUUGAAGACCGCCAGGCGUGAAAUAUCCGCAUUCAGCGCUGAAACGAAGAUCCCUGGUGAACAGAACCUGCAAACGCCGUGCACCUCCGAAAUUUCUUUGGAGCUUAUGGUAAAUGUUCACAGAAACACAAACACCACGAUAUUAACGGAGUCUGAGGGAUUAACGGGUUCUUCAAGGCGAAUACGUCGAUCGGAUAAAGUAUACAGCGUUAACAAAAGUGGAAAUGACUUUUUCUCAUAUGACUUUACCGAUUGCGAGUGUGUUGCGAUUCUACAUUCUGCCUACUCACAAGCUGUGGAGCAUUCUCUUGGGGCUGAAGAGUAUGAGAAAUUGUUCGAAGCAUAUUUAGAGUACACCGACUUGAGCGUGAUAAACCUGAACACACCACAAGCGAUUCGACUUUUGUCCGACGUGGAAAGUUUGAUUAAUAGUGAGAAGUUUUGCACCAGAAGCUUCGGCGAAGUGAAGUGGAUGAAUGAUUUUCGUUUAGGACGGGUGUUGGCCCAUCGUGGAGCCUGCCUCUUGGAGUCGGGUGAUAGGAACGAAGCCAGGAGGCUCUUGCUUCACGCUUUGGAACUAUUCGACGAUCCAUUUCCGUCUUCGAAGCAUACCAAGCGUUUACGCGACAUGCGCGUGUCAAUUAAUCUAUUAGUGGCGUUCUACAUCCGUCCACGGUUUUGCGUAGCUAGAGACAGAGGAGUUACUGGGAUCUUCUAUGAGUACAUCGCUUGGACUCUUGUCAGUCUGCAUAAAAUGUUUACUGAUUGCAACGAAAAGUCAAACGCUAUUUUGGCCGCAAAAUUGGCAAUGGACUACGCGUUGAGAACGAAUUCCAACUUUCGUUUACUGUGUGUUUGUUAUGGAAAUUUGAUGACACAGUACAGGCAAGAUCAUUAUUUCUCGAUGUGUGAGAGAUUGGAACAGCUCUCAAUGGACGUGUGUAAACGUAAACUUGCAAAAGUCGACGUGACCGAAGUGCAGGCCGUGGGUUACUUGUACACCAGCAUAUUUCUCUUUCACGCGGAGAGCGGUAAACGGAUUGAAAGCAUUGAACUGGGCUUGUCGGUGAUGCGAAUGGUUAGCAGCAUGGCAGAGCUCACCACACGGCAGGCGCUCGUUCUGUGGAUACUAAAACUGCUGUUGUCCGAAAUGCGGUUAAACGACAUGGUAUCCAUCAUGCGAGAGUUCUUCUAUAUGACCGACCAUUACGACUUGAGCUCGGAAACAUGGUAUUAUUAUUAUGCCUUGGUUAUUUUACUGGACACGGGAUACUGCGUCGAGUCUUACAAAACUUGUGAAAGGUUUUACAUGAAGAAAGGUGAUGCAAUACUUCGCUCCAAGACCUCCUUAGCUGCUUGGAACUUCUUUGUUUGCAUGUGGCUUGUGACUAUAAGAUUGGGCGUAUGGGAGAGGUCAGCAAUGUGGGAAGAAAAAAUUAAACAAUUGGUAACGAUGAAAUUUGAAAGCCACGAGUUCUACGCAAUGAUCCUUGUAAGGUUACUUGAAGGUAUUAUGAUACGUAUGGUCGAAGAGGUAAUA
Molecule: messenger RNA, 4197 nt
Organism: Iphiclides podalirius (scarce swallowtail)
Lineage: Eukaryota; Metazoa; Arthropoda; Insecta; Lepidoptera; Papilionidae
Source: the annotation of a GenBank genome assembly